AUGUCUCAAUACAAUACAUCACCAUGGCCGAUACAGGAUAUUAUCUAUACCGCCAUUGUUGGCUCAGUCAUGAUUGCUGCCUUCGUCGAAUGGUUUAUGUGGUUGGCAGCUUUCAUGUACUGUUUGGUGAAGGUGUUCCAAAAAGCCGAGCACUGGUCGGUCAAGGUUCUAGCUGUUGUAGUUGCAAUAGUCUUCACACUGCUGCGAUGUAUUUUCCUCCCUAUCAUGGUCGUCACACUCCCAUUACCUAGCGAAAUUACCCAAUACUUCCCGCUGUCGAUGGUAACUUUCCUUCAAUGGUUCGGCUUUUGGUCAUUCGCCGCUCUCUUGACAGUUCCAUGGCUGUUCUGCGUAUAUCAAUUGGUCACACACUCGCUCGGCCGAACAAAGCGCAUAAAACAAGUUCUAGACGAACACACAGCACCGAAAGUUGUCAUUGUGAUGCCGUGCUACAAAGAGGAUCCGGAUAUCUUGGUCACAGCUGUUGAUUCUGUUGUGGACUGUGAUUAUCCACCUUCCUGCAUUCACGUCUUCCUGUCGUUUGAUGGAGACCAAGAGGACGAGCUCUAUUUGAAGACCAUUGAAAAACUCGGAGUGCCGCUGUCCCUCGACUCGUAUCCAAAGAGUAUUGACGUUACAUACCGAACUGCACGUAUCACUGUCUCCAGGUUCCCUCAUGGAGGAAAGAGGCAUUGCCAGAAGAAUACGUUCAAGCUAAUCGACAAAGUCUACACAGAGUACUUGAAGCGUAACGACAACCUUUUCAUCCUGUUCAUCGACUCUGACUGCAUCUUGGACCGGGUAUGUUUGCAGAAUUUUGUUUAUGACAUGGAGCUGAGCCCUGGUAAUACUCGAGAUAUGUUAGCCAUGACCGGAGUCAUCACUGCAACCACGAAGAAGCAUAGUUUGAUUACUCUACUGCAAGACAUGGAAUACAUUCAUGGUCAGCUCUUCGAACGGACUGUGGAAUCCGGCUGUGGUGCUGUCACUUGUCUUCCAGGAGCCCUGACAAUGCUACGAUUUUCAGCUUUCAGAAGAAUGGCAAAGUACUAUUUCGCCGAUAAAGCCGAGCAGUGUGAGGAUCUCUUCGAUUACGGAAAGUGCCAUCUUGGAGAAGAUAGAUGGUUGACCCAUCUCUUUAUGAUAGGGGCCAAGAAACGAUAUCAGAUUCAAAUGUGCACUUCUGCAUUCUGCAAGACCGAGGCCGUCCAGACAUACCAGUCUUUGAUCAAGCAACGCCGACGAUGGUUCCUUGGUUUUAUUACCAACGAAGUCUGCAUGUUGACAGAUAUCAGAAUUUGGAAGCGGUAUCCAAUCUUAGCUGUGGUUCGAUUUAUGCAAAACACGAUUCGGACAACGGCUCUCCUGUUCUUCAUCAUGGUCCUUUCGAUCAUUACCACAUCCAAGAAGAUUGCAGAUCUCCCAGUUGGAUUCAUUGCGAUAUCUUUGGGUCUGAAUUGGGCUAUGAUGAUUUACUUCGGUGCAAAACUUCGACGAUUCAAGAUCUGGCUUUACCCACUUAUGUUUGUCGUCAAUCCCUUUUUCAAUUGGUAUUACAUGGUUUAUGGCAUCUUGACUGCUGGCCAACGUACAUGGGGUGGACCACGAGCGGAUGCUGGUUCUGCGGAUGUCAAUACAACUCCUCAACAAGCCAUCGAGAAGGCAACAGCUGAUGGCGAUGAUCUCAAUGUGGUUCCUGAGACCUUCAAGCCAGCUGCUGAGGCUCAGAACAGUCAACUCGUCAGAACUGGUCUUUCAUUGCAGCCGCCUGACCGCGUGGAGGGUCGCUUUGCAGCAGCUGAGCUCCUACCCGGCGGGUGGUACCACCAACAAAAUGACUCUUUGGUUAGCACGACUAUUGGUGGAAUGGCUGGACAAGGCCGGCCUCCCGUACAUCCUAGAGACUCGUUCGACUCCAACUUCUCAGCAGGAACGAUCAGCUCGGUAUACAUGCCACGACGUGUUGAGAGUAUUAUGGGUGAAGAGGACAGGAAAAAGUAUGCUAUGGCCCAGGCCAGUCAAAGAGCCGCUGGAGGAGCUUAUUUCACUGGGCCUCCUGUUGGACAUAUUUACGAGCUAUCCGAAUCAGAACUACGCAAGGCUGGAUGGAAAGAAUCUGUCGAGUCGCUUGGUUACAAUGCUCGUCCGUCUCACGGGCGAAAUAACAGCUACAAUAGCGUAGCUUCAGGGGAUGGAGCAUCUCCUCCCAGCAGCUCACCGGCGUUGGAAGCCCCACCCACUGUACUUGCACUUCCACCUGCGGCAUCUACUGGAAGUAUUCAAAAUCGUCGCAGUCCUUUGGCCAGAGUCAGUCUCGUCAGAACGGCAUCAAACGAGGAAGACGGUAUUGAGCUCGAUGACCAUUCGCGACAGUCUCCAGCUGAGUCGCCAAUCUUGCAUCCAGAACGGUCACAUCCACCUUCAAGGCCGGGUACAGGACACGGAACUUGA
This is a messenger RNA of Mollisia scopiformis, 2451 nucleotides long. RefSeq lists its product as uncharacterized. The record is from RefSeq and is a predicted model, not a curated record. Gene Ontology annotation, cellular component: cell septum; cell periphery. Bases 1 to 2451 code for a protein of 816 amino acids. Lineage: Eukaryota; Fungi; Ascomycota; Leotiomycetes; Helotiales; Mollisiaceae. The transcript has 5 exons. Gene Ontology annotation, molecular function: chitin synthase activity.